Nannospalax galili (Upper Galilee mountains blind mole rat) is the source of this 454-nucleotide messenger RNA. It is a transcript of the gene Prok2, whose product is annotated as prokineticin 2. The transcript is spliced from 3 exons. Bases 40 to 360 code for a protein of 106 amino acids. NCBI's taxonomy places the organism in Eukaryota, Metazoa, Chordata, Mammalia, Rodentia, Spalacidae. The record is from RefSeq and is a predicted model, not a curated record.
GAUCGUGCUCCCCAACCGCCACCGCGUCCUCGGGGCGCCAUGAGGGGCCCGCUCGGUGCCGGGCUACUGCUGCUGCUGCUGCCGCCGCUGCUCACGCCGCCCACCGUGGAAGCUGCGGUCAUCACCGGGGCUUGUGACAAGGACUCACAGUGUGGAGGAGGCAUGUGCUGUGCUGUCAGUAUCUGGGUUAAGAGCAUACGGAUCUGCACACCUAUGGGCCAAGUGGGAGACACUUGCCACCCACUGACUCGGAAAGUUCCAUUUUCGGGGAGGAGGAUGCACCACACUUGCCCCUGCCUACCAGGCUUGGACUGUUUACGGACUUCUUUUAACCGGUUUAUUUGUUUAGCCAGAAAGUAAUCACCUCGAAGUCGGAACUCGAAAUGUGAACCACCGUACUCGUCAGGUCUCACUUGUGAUUGUGUCAAAGAAUAUGCCAGAAAGAAAGAAAUGC